GCGGCCCACACGGGCCCCCAAAGGGCCCGAAGAGGGACCCAAGAUGGGGAACUCGAGUUCCGUGGCCAGUUUGGAUCAAGCGUGGCUGUUUGAGCUUGAGCAUCCAGAAUCUUCGGCUCGCAAGGGAUGGUUGCCAACACCUGCGAGGCGGAUCGCGUCGGGAUCUGGGCAGUGGCGAACGCAAGUCCAACAGAAGUAACCCUUUUCCUCUCGAACCUGACGGCGGAGUGCACCAGGAGCCAGUUGACGAAGUGGAUGGAUUCCCAUGGUUGCAUGGAGGGGUGCGACUACCUGUUCGUCCCAAGGAACUUUCAGACUGGUGCAAGUCUCGGGUAUGGGUUCGCCAAUUUCGUCGAUCCCGCGAGCGCCGAUCGGCUCGUGAAGUCGGCCCACGGCACCGCCAUGAGGGUGGCGAUCUCAACGGACCAGGGCCUGGUGGCCAACGUCGUCAAGUGGGCCAGCGGCCGGGUCAACCACGUCCGCGACCCCGAGAAUCUGCCUUUUGUCCGUGCUCUCGAUGCAGUGGGCGUGAAGCGACCGGUGAUGGCCGCUUUCCAGGACCACGGCCCGGCGGUCGAGGAGGUGCCCGCGCCGUGCUUCCCGCCCAAGCGGGCGGCGGCAGGCGGUGCCCGCGGCCGCGGCAGCGGAACGACCCCUGCCGCAGCGGGUGGCCGCCGCGGUCGCGGCGAUCCCAAGCCGCUGGCUACUUUUAACAUCGCAAUGGGCUAUCCCCUCCACAAGGGUGCUGUCCUACACAGCUUCUCCGUGUGACCUUCGGGGGCGGGGAGGAGUCGGGCGGGGGCGCACCUCCUCCAGGGCGCCGGCCCUGCAGCACCUGUCUCCUGCAGCGGCUGUGUCAUGCGGUGUUUCUAUCAUGUAGCUCUUCUGCGGGAGGGUGGCGGGGGCGAGGUGGCAAGGGGAAACAACACAUCCCUACACAACCCCAUCCUCCGCACUCCUCCGCUUCCGGCUUGCAGCCAUGAAGAUCUUCACGCGAGCCAAUGUAAAGUUCGGAAGAUCUUGAGAGGCACGGCCUCACGCUGCUAGCUCAAACGGGCACAUGCCAUUCCGGGCCUUGCGGGGAGGCCAGUCGCGCAGAAUUCCGCGAGGCGGUACUGUAGCCUCGCAUUGCACAUGAUCUUGUUCCCCUGCCGCGAGCCUUGGCCAUUGUUGCUGGCUGCUGCUGGCCGGGGGGCUCAAUCCAGUUGGUGGCUCUUGCCCGGCGGCUGUGCCAUGCGGUACUUCUAUCAUGUAGCUCUUCUGCGGGAGGGUGGCGGGGGCGAGGUGCUUGUGGGACCCCCUCAGCAUUCAGUUUCCGGCUUGCAACCAUGAAGAUCUUCACGCGAGCCAAUGUAAAGUUCGGAAGAUUUUAAGAGGCACGACCUCACGCUGCUAGCUCAAACGGGCACAUGCAUGUGCUUCCUUGUAUGAGCUUGUAUCUGCGCCGUGCUCGCUUAAUUAUUCAUGCAAUCCUCUCCGGCAGAUACCCCCAGAGGUCCGCAGAACCUCUCAGAGGGCCCACGGAGCCCCAGAAUGCAGGUUUUAUCAAUCCUAGCGGCCCUGGCACGACGUGAACACGUGCUGCCGUUCGUGGGGCGGGACGCCCUGCUGUACUGCUUCGAGCCAGCCGCAGCGCUGGUGGCCUGCGUGACUCCGUGGCCCCAGUCCGGUCCUUUCGGGGAGGCCAGUCGCGCAGAUCUCCGCGAGGCGGUACUGUAGCCUCGCAUUGCACAUGAUCUUGUUCCCCUGCCGCGAGCCUUAGCCAUUGUUGCUGACUGCUGCUGGCUGGGGGGCUCAAUCCAGUUUGUGGCUCUUGCCCGGGUGCUGCAUGGUGACAAACCGCGAUCCCUCGGUGAGGGCGACCACACCACGUCAGAAGGAGGAG
This is a messenger RNA of Prorocentrum cordatum, 1885 nucleotides long. The record is from the annotation of a GenBank genome assembly. Lineage: Eukaryota; Dinophyceae; Prorocentrales; Prorocentraceae.